AUGUCAUCGGACGCGCCGUGCCUCCCUGCAAGGCCCCAACGAGUACUCGCAUGCGUCCUCUGCCAACAAAGGAAAGUGAAAUGUGACCGAAAAUUUCCGUGCGCAAAUUGCGUCAAAUCGCAGGCGCAGUGUGUGCCAGCUACACUGGCCCCUCGUCGGCGAAGACGUAGAUUUCCCGACCGCGAACUUCUCGACCGGCUCCGUAGCUACGAGGAGUUGCUGCGGCAAAACAACAUUUCCUUCGACUCAGUCCACAGUGAAACAAUCACAGAGAAGGAUCAUGUUGGCGCGGAGGGCGAGCAUGAAUUGGAGACGCAGGAACGAGGAACUAGCAGAGCAGAUUCAGUUCCUUCAACGACAUUGGAAUCCGAGAGGAGCCAUGGAACAAAGAGUUUUUGGCACACUAUGAGUCAAGGAUUUCGAGAUCCCGGUAAUGAUAGCGAUUCUUCAAACGACUUUGUGCGAGAGACAGAAGUCAAAAGAGCUUGGGAUGAGACCAUUCAAAAAGAUGAUAAUCUCUUAUUUGGAUCGCGUGAUUCCACUGUCGACCUUUCCAUUAUUCAUCCCGAUACGAUUCAAAUAUUCAGGUUAUGGCAGAUCUACCUGGACAACGUAAAUCCGCUACUCAAGGUCACACACACUCCGACUCUGCAAGGACGCAUUAUUGAAGCUGCAAGUAAUUUGAAAAAUGUACAUCCCACUUUAGAGGCCCUUAUGUUUGGCAUCUAUUCUAUCGCAGUAACGAGUCUCACCGCAGAUGAAUGCCAAGCAAUUAUCAGUUCGUCGAAGGAAGAUCUUUUGACAAGAUUCCACUUUGGCUGCCAGCAAGCGCUAUUAGGCUGUGGAUUCUUACGGACCGGUGACCGUGACUGUUUGACGGCACUAUAUCUUUAUUUAAUCUCCCUGAGCUUUGGCGCAGUUCCACAAUCCAUUUCAUCUAUGCUUGGUAUUGCAAUCCGCAUUGCGCGGCGUAUGGGCAUUCAUACCGAAUCGACCCUAGCGAAAUGCUCUAUCCUUGAAGCUGAGAUGCGUCGAAGACUAUGGUGGUCACUCGUAGUUUUUGAUCAUCGCAUAAACGAAGUUUCUAGUUCUCUAUACUCGAUUCUCGAUCCAACUUGGGACUGCAAAGUCCCUCUGAAUGUGAAUGAUUCUGAUCUUCGGCCCGAGAUGAAAGAACCUCCAGUGGUUCAAGGGACGUCUACCGAGGCGCUUUUUGCCAUUGUGCGAAGUGAGUUAUGGGAUCGUAUGCGCCACACUGCGUUUCACCUCGACUUCACUAAUCCUUCCCUCAAACCGCUUGCAAAACACCCUUCAAACGAAAGCGCCUCGGAGCUUACUGAGAUGGCUCGACUAGAGCGAUUCAUCGAGAAUCGAUAUCUCAAAUUCUGUGACCAAGACAAUCCGAUUCAUUUCAUGACUUUGUGGAGCACACGAGCACAGAUCGCAAAAUUACGCUUGUUGGAACAUCUUUCUUCGCAUUUUGAUUCCACUCGGACAGAUGCACAGCAUGAGGCUGCUACUUCUCAUGCUCUGACUCUGAUUGAGUGUGAUACGAAGGUCAUGACCUCGUCUUUAACCAAUCCAUUUCAUUGGUUCAACCAAUUCUACUUUCCCUUCCCAGGAUAUAUCCAAAUUGCCCAGGACAUAAGAUCUCGGCCUUACGCAAAGCAAACUCAACGGGCAUGGAAAUCUUUGAGCGAUAACCAUGAGGCUUGGUUUAAGACUCAGCGGAAAGAACAUAAACCAAUCCAUCAUAUCUUUGCCAAAGUAGUACUCCAGGCAUGGGAGGCUUACGAAGCAGCUAUCCAACAGCCAGACAAGAUUCCGACGCCAAAAAUUGUCUUAUCAGUACGGGCUGCUUUAGCUGAGAAUUCGAGACAGGCAAGGAAGGGUGACGUUGAAUCUCUUGAUACUAACCUGUCUACGGGACUUGAAGGGUUCGCGAUACCGACGCCGAUGCCGGUAGGCUAUGACAACCGGUGCGUGUCCCUCAGCACGGGCUUGCAAGCCGAUUUAUCAACGAUGCGUUCAGAAAUGGUUUAUGACGUCGAAGGACAAGCGCCAAUUUUUGAUAUGAGCCAACUCGAUUGGACUGCGUUCGGUGGGGGUCCUAAUUGGCCAGGCUUUUGAGAUGCCACCUAUGAAGAGCGAAGAAUAAGUCAGCAUUGCUCAAUUGUUCUCUUUUCACAUCAUUUCUAAGAAUUUUGAAUGAGGCAAGAUGACUCCCUCAGUGACUACCCUGACAGUUCUGUAACUGGGAAAUUGGCCCGGAGUCGAGCCUAUCGACAAUGCUUUGGG
Molecule: messenger RNA, 2298 nt
Organism: Talaromyces stipitatus ATCC 10500
Lineage: Eukaryota; Fungi; Ascomycota; Eurotiomycetes; Eurotiales; Trichocomaceae
Product: C6 transcription factor, putative
Exons: 5
Coding region: 1-2130 (709 amino acids)
Biological process (GO): DNA-templated transcription; regulation of DNA-templated transcription
Molecular function (GO): DNA binding; DNA-binding transcription factor activity, RNA polymerase II-specific; zinc ion binding
Source: RefSeq, a predicted model, not a curated record